AUGGGGGAGGCUGGGCAGGUGGGCGUGGGCAUGGGCGUGGAGCAGUAUGGAUUCAUAAAUACAUGCCUGAAGUCUCUUGUGAUUGACAAGUUUGGUGAAGAGACAUGGGACAAAUUGAGGAUGCUGGCAGGGGUACAGGACACAUUCAUGACCUAUGAGAUCUAUGAUGAUACCCUCACUGUACGGCUAGUGCAGGAAGCCUGUAAAAUGCUUGACGUGUCCUCUGAGGUGGUCCUCAAGCUGUUUGGCGAGUACUUCUUCAGCUUCUGUAAAAUGUCCGGGUACGACACCAUGUUGCGGACACUGGGGGGUAACUUGGUGGAGUUCAUUGAGAACCUGGAUGCCCUCCACAGCUACCUUGCCCUGUCCUACCAGGAAAUGAAUGCACCUUCUUUUCGUGUGGAGAAGACAGAGGACGGGAAAAUGUUACUACAUUAUUACUCUGACCGGAAGGGGCUCUGUCAUAUUGUACCAGGCAUUAUAGAAGCAGUAGCCAAAGACUUCUUCAACAGCGAGGUGCACAUGACCAUUCUUGACCAGUCAGAGGAGGACGAGCGAAUGGGGAAGAGGGAGCAUGUGGUUUUCCUGGUUGUGGAGAAGACCAGUACCUUCAAGAAGAAAGCUCAACAGAUGGGGGGCGCUAACUCUGCUGCUCAAGAGCAGGACAGAAAGCAACGGGAUGAGACUUUCCUGAAAAUGAAGACCCGGUAUACCAACCUGCCGCUGUGUCCCAGGAAAAGGGCACCGUGGGAAAUCGUGAGGAGCAUCGUCAAAUUUGGGAGAGGGAGUCUGAUAAAUUCUUUCACCCCAAGCUACCCGCCGAAGCUGUGGAUUGAGGAGCAGACGUUCUGCAACGCGUUCCCCUUCCACAUCGUCUUUGACGAGAACCUCAAGGUGAAGCAGACUGGGGUGAACAUCCAGAAGUUUGUCCCUGGACUCCAGACUAUGAACAUCAGACUGGAUGAGUACUUCAGCAUCACUCACCCACAGGUUCCCUUCAGCAUUGAGAGCAUUCGAAAGUUUAUCAACAGCCAGUUUGUCCUGAAGGCGCGGUGUGAGAUGCUGCCGAAAUCGGCCCAGCAGCAGUCCGUACUCAAGCUCCGAGGUCAGAUGGUGUGGAUGGCAUCGCUGGGCUGCAUGCUGUACCUGUGCUCGCCAAAGCUGCGCAGCUUGCAGGAGCUCGAGGAGCGAGGCCUGCACAUCGCCGACAUUGCGCAGCACGACACCACGCGUGACCUCAUCCUGCUCAACCAGCAGCGGUUGGCUGAGAUCGAGCUCUCCAACCAGCUGGAACGGAAGAAGGAGGAGCUGCGCAUCCUCUCUCACCACCUGGAGGUGGAGAAGAAGAAGACCGAGACAUUACUAUAUGCCAUGCUGCCUCGCCACGUGGCCAACCUGCUCAAGGAGGGCAAGAAAGUGGAAGCCGGAGAGUUUAAGGUGUGUACGAUUCUGUUCAGCGACGUUGUGACCUUCACCAAUAUCUGCGCCGCAUGUGAACCUAUCCAGAUAGUGAACAUGCUCAACUCCAUGUACUCCAAAUUUGAUCGGCUGACCAACAUCCACGAUGUGUACAAGGUGGAAACCAUUGGGGAUGCCUACAUGGUGGUGGGCGGGGUUCCUGUUCCAACUGAAACCCAUGCAGAGCGCGUGGCAAACUUUGCCUUGGGCAUGCGCAUCGCUGCCAGAGAGGUGACUAAUCCCAUCACCGGAAAGCCAAUCCAGAUCCGGGUGGGUCUUCACACUGGUCCCAUUUUGGCCGGGGUGGUUGGGGAGAAGAUGCCGCGGUACUGCCUCUUUGGGGACACAGUCAACACUGCAUCACGAAUGGAGAGCCAUGGCAUCCCUGACCACAUUCACCUCAGCCCCACCACACAGAGUGCACUUAAGGGCAAAAGCUUUGAAGUCAUAGAAAGGGGAGAGAUCCAAGUGAAGGGGAAAGGCAUGAUGACAACCUACUUCCUACUGAAGAACCUGCACCUCUCUGAGGAAGAAAUAAUGGGCAAGAAGACAGAGGAACUUUGCGUGUACAAUGACAGCCAGCAGGAGACUCAAGAGUCCAGACCAGUCCUUCCCUGCCAAGCUACCUCAGUCGAGAGCCCCAAAGGGGCCCCCAUGGCCGUGAUUCCCACAGAAUAUCAAGACCUCAGCGAGAUCUUCAGUAAAACCCAAGCCGCUGCGCUUCUCCCUCACCCUCCCUGGGAUUGUGCAAUUGAUCUCCUGCCUGGCAUCACACCACCACGAGGGUUCCAGUUCACCGUGUCGUACCGGCCAGGUUCACGGAAUACCAAAGCCGAUACCCUGUCGCACCUCCACGACAGCAACCCAGCUUCCAAGCAUCCCAUGCCCAUCCUACCCAUGAACUGCAUCGUGGCUUCAGCACCCUGGCAUCUGCUGGAUACUCUCCCUCCAACAGGGGAGGUUCUGGUGGAUGUCAAUGCGGGAGAACGCCCAGGAAAAUGUCGAGGCCUGUGCCAUCUGUGCCCAGAUCAGGACCCCGACCCAAAAGCCUGCAGGACUGCUAGAACCCCUGCCUGUGCCCUUGCGCCUCUGAUCCCAUGUGGCCGUGGACUUUCUGGUCGAUCUGCCCUCAUCAGGAGCCUAGAGGACAUCAUAUCAGACCUGGGCCCCCAGUUCACCUCGCGAGUAUGGAAAGCCUUCUCGGGUAGGUUGGGAGUGUCCGUGAGCCUCACCUCUGGGUACUGCCCCCAAGCCAACGGCCAGAUGGAGCGACUGCAGCAGGACAUCGGCCAGUACCUCCACAGCUACUGUGCGCAGAAAUGGCACCAGUGUGUUCAGUUUCUCCCAUGGGCUGAAUAUGUCCACAACGCUCUGACCCAUACGUCCACAGUGGACGACUGGUACAAGGAAAGCAGCGAGACCUGGCAAACCGUCAGGGUCCAGGCAGCUAGUGGUGAUGCACCACCUCCUCCGGUGCAGGUAGACGGAGGGCCCGCCUACUCCAUAAAGCUUUACUGGACACUCGACAGCGGCACGGGGGCCUACAGUAUCUAG
Molecule: messenger RNA, 3012 nt
Organism: Scleropages formosus (Asian bonytongue)
Lineage: Eukaryota; Metazoa; Chordata; Actinopteri; Osteoglossiformes; Osteoglossidae
Gene: gucy1b2
Product: guanylate cyclase 1, soluble, beta 2
Exons: 20
Coding region: 1-3012 (1003 amino acids)
Biological process (GO): DNA integration; cGMP biosynthetic process; response to oxygen levels
Cellular component (GO): guanylate cyclase complex, soluble
Molecular function (GO): guanylate cyclase activity; heme binding; nucleic acid binding
Source: RefSeq, a predicted model, not a curated record